Molecule: messenger RNA, 161 nt
Organism: Psammomys obesus (fat sand rat)
Lineage: Eukaryota; Metazoa; Chordata; Mammalia; Rodentia; Muridae
Product: DDIT3 upstream open reading frame protein
Exons: 3
Coding region: 22-126 (34 amino acids)
Source: RefSeq, a predicted model, not a curated record
GUCUAAUACAGCGAUCAUAUCAUGUUGAAGAUGAGCGGGUGGCAGCGACAGAGCAAAAGUAAAAGCCGGAACCUGAGGAGAGAGUGUUCCAGGAGGAAGUGUAUCUUCAUACAUCACCACACCUGAAAGCAGAACCUGGUCCACAAGUACAGACAUGGCAG